AUGUUUACCCAUUUACAAGAGAAACCCACAAGUUAUUUUAAGAGAAUAUCCGAACAGCAAGGAAAAGCAGCUGAUUCUUUUAAAAGUUUAAUGACUGUUUCUGAUAAAGCUCAAAUUGCUUCUUACCAAGUCUCAGAACUGAUCACACAAAAUAUGAAAGCUCAUACUUUGGGUAAGUCACUUAUUUUGCCUGCUUGCCAAAAGAUUGUCAGUACGAUGUUAGGAAAUGAAGCAGCUAUGAAAAUAAGCAAGAUACCUCUGUCCAAUGAUACUGUUAACAGGCGUAUUUUGGAAAUAUCUUCUGAUAUUGAGAAAAAUGUAUGUUGUAAUAAACUCCAGUGUUCUGAUGUUGCACUGCAAGUUGACGAGUCAACUGACAUUACCAACAAGGCGCAACUCAUAGCAUUCAUUAGUUUCAUUAACGAAAAUCAAAUAACAAAUCAGUUUCUUUUUUGCAAAGAAUUAAGUCUGACAAUAAAAGGUGAGGACGUUAUUAACAUCCUGAAUAACUACCUUGAUAAAUGGCAGUUAUCGUGUAAAUCGAGUGUAGGCAUUUGCACAGAUGGAGCUCCUUCUAUGAUAGGCUGCAACAAGGAUCUUGUAUCUUUUAUAAAGGAACAAAAUGAGAAUGUUAUUAUAACUCACUGCUUCCUUCUUAGAGAGGCCUUGAUGUCAAGAACAUUAGGAGAGGAUUUAAGAGAGGUCUUAGAUCAAGUUGUUCAAAUGGUGAACUUUAUUAAAACAAGACCAGUUAAAUCAUACCUAUUUGAACAGAUUUGCACCAAUAUGGAGUCUCAACACAGACGGCUAUUUUUACACACCGAUGUGAGGUGGCUGUCAAGAGGCAAAGUACUUACUCGUGUACAUGAGUUACUACAAGAACUUAUCACAUUUUUUGAAGCAAUGAAACAAUCUCAUUUUUGUAACCUCCUUCAAUGUGAAUUUUGGAUAACAAAGUUACAAUAUUUGGCAUCUAUUUUUCAGUAUCUCAAUAUUUUGAACUCUAGCAUGCAAGGGAAAGAGGAAAAUAUCCUCAUAUCCACUGACAAAAUAAAAGCAUUUCAGAGAAAGCUACAGAUUUGGAAAAGAACAGCGAUGGAAGGCAGUCUCGAAAUGUUUCCAUUGGUAAGUAAUAAUUGCAAAACUGAAAUUCUGCCAAUGAUAGUUGAACAUUUAUCAACUUUAGAAAAAAUUUGA
Messenger RNA from Limulus polyphemus (Atlantic horseshoe crab), 1197 nucleotides. Its product is annotated as zinc finger BED domain-containing protein 5-like. Lineage: Eukaryota; Metazoa; Arthropoda; Merostomata; Xiphosura; Limulidae. The transcript has a single exon. The record is from RefSeq and is a predicted model, not a curated record. The coding region runs from base 1 to 1197 and encodes 398 amino acids.